Molecule: messenger RNA, 786 nt
Organism: Colletotrichum godetiae
Lineage: Eukaryota; Fungi; Ascomycota; Sordariomycetes; Glomerellales; Glomerellaceae
Exons: 3
Coding region: 1-786 (261 amino acids)
Source: RefSeq, a predicted model, not a curated record
AUGGGCCAUAUUGAGAAAUACUUUGGUUCCGAGGCUCCGUGCGGCGCGCCUUUCCUUUUCCAAAAAGUGGAGAAGACGGGCGGCCGCACCCUGUCUCCACCUGGAACGUGCUUUUGCGGCCCUCCCUCCCCUUCGGUCACCCGUCCAUCCAGCAUCAACCAAAGCUUGCCCACCGACGCCUCUGGCUUCCGACUACAGUCUACGGAGUACGGAGUACAGUUCACGGUCGACUUAACCUGCCACCGGGCACGGAUACUGUGCGGGAACAUUGCACCCCGACAUUCCGCUGCCCACGUUCCUUUGUCCCACGCACUGCUCCGCGCACUCUCGAAGCCUGGCCCAGGCCCGCUGCCAAUCGCCUAUCUACCAACCACCUUCCCUGUACCUCUUCGUGGAGGGAGCAAACAUGCAUUUCUUGGCUUCAACGUUUACUGCAUUCCUGCGUUGCCUCCAGCACGUAUCGAUACUUACCUCUUGAACCCUGGAACGGCGCCGUUGAACCACGUUCACUUCCCAUCGUGCUUGUCGUCGUCGCCUCCUCGUCAAGCCGCACUGAACGAACUACGGCGGACGUACUCCGUACAAACACCUCAAGUCAAGGAUCAGACGCCUCUGGCAUGCGACAGGACGCCAGGGCAGGACGCCAAACAGGUCAACCCCCGUUCGGAACCCAUCCCCGACCGCGCCAUGCUUGGUUCUGAUCCGCUCCCUAUGCAAGCUCCAUCCCAUCUUGCGGCCCCGGCUUCACAACAUGCCCUAACCACCCGUCUGACGACGUCCCAUUGA